Arvicanthis niloticus (Nile rat) is the source of this 1323-nucleotide messenger RNA. The record is from RefSeq and is a predicted model, not a curated record. Lineage: Eukaryota; Metazoa; Chordata; Mammalia; Rodentia; Muridae.
GAAAGAAGUCAUACUGGACAGAAACCACAUGAAUGUAAUCAAUGUGGUAAAGCCUUUUCAUAUCACAGUCAUCUCCAAUCUCAUAAAAGAACACAUACUGGAGAGAAACCUUAUAAAUGUAAUCAGUGUGGUAAAACCUUUUCAGACCACAGUGGUCUCAAAUAUCAUAAAAGAACACAUACUGGAGAGAAACCUUAUGAAUGUAAUCAAUGUGGUAAAGCCUUCUCAUGUCACAGUGGUCUCCGAUAUCAUAAAAGAACCCAUACUGGAGAGAAACCUUAUGAAUGUAAUCAAUGUGGUAAAGCCUUUCCAUCUAACAGUGGUCUCCGAUAUCAUAAAAGAACACAUACUGGAGAGAAACCUUAUAAAUGUAAUCAAUGUGGUAAAACCUUUUCGGACCACAGUCAUCUCCAAUCUCAUAAAAGAACACAUACUGGAGAGAAACCUUAUGAAUGUAAUCAAUGUGGUAAAGGCUUUAGACAACAAAGUCAUCUCCAAAUACAUAAAAGAACACAUAUUGGAGAGAAACCUUAUGAAUGUAAUCAAUGUGGUAAAGGAUUUAUACAACAAAGUCAUCUCCAAAGACAUAAAAGAACACAUACUGGAGAGAAACCUUAUGAAUGUAAUCAAUGUUGUAAAGCCUUUUCACGUCACAGUACUCUCCAAAUCCAUAAGAGAAUACAUACUGGAGAGAAACCUUAUGAAUGUAAUCAAUGUGGUAAAGCGUUUGCAAGAUUCAGUCAUCUCGGAUAUCAUAAAAGAACACACACUGGAGAGAAACCUUAUAAAUGUAAUCAAUGUGGUAAAACCUUUUCAGACCACAGUGGUCUCAAAUAUCAUAAAAGAACACAUACUGGAGAGAAACCAUAUGAAUGUAAUCAAUGUGGUAAAGUCUUUUCAAGUCACAGUACUCUCCAAAUCCAUAAGAGAACACACACUGGAGAGAAACCCUAUGAAUGUACUCAAUGUGGUAAAGCCUUUUCCUUUCAAAGUAAUCUCCGAAGUCAUAAGAGAACACAUACUGGAGAGAAACCCUAUGAAUGUAAUCAAUGUGGUAAAGCCUUUGCAAGUUCAAGUCACCUCCAAUAUCAUAAAAGAACACAUACUGGAGAGAAACCUUAUGAAUGUAUUCAAUGUGGUAAAGCCUUUUCAUGUUACAGUGGUCUCCAAAAACAUAAUAGAACACAUACUGGAGAGAAACCUUAUGAAUGUAGUCAAUGUGAUAAAGCCUUUGCAUGUCACUGUACUCUCCAAACACUUGAAGGAACACACACUUUAGAGAAACCUUACAGAACAUGGUACAGCCUGUGCCUAUCUCUGUAG